UGACUUGUAAUUUGACGUGUGUAAAUGUUAUCGAAAUUAUUUUCCUAUUUAAUUCUCAUAAAAAUAAACAAACGAGCUAAAUGUUAUAAACGUGAGUGAAUCGUGGUGCUAUAAAGAUAUUUAAUGUGAAUUCGUUUGUGUUAUAGUGCAAACAGUGCAUGUCAAGAUCCCAGCUACAGUGUCAGAAGUCGAAACAUUCAAAUAAGUCGUCAAAUAGUAGCAUAUUGAUGACAUUAAAUAUACAACAGUACAAUGGCUGCAGUACAAAAGCUAGACAACCAACGUCCGAUAAAUAUACCAGAUAACAGGAAAGAGCGAGACGCAAUGAACAACGAGAUAUCGUCCACGUCCAGUGAUGAAACGCAAAACACAGCGUCCAUCGUCAAAUAUAAUGUCUACAAGAAACGGUACAAGGAUUGCGCGUCCGACAACGAAACGGAUGGCCCCAGGAACAGGGCGAUCGUGCAGCGCAACCAUUACAAGUCUAUGGGCAAUCUGAACGAAUCGUAUCGUCGAGAGUUUAGGAACAGCGUCAACAGCAUCAGCAACGUGGACCUGAGUCUGCACGGCGAUGAUGUGAAGAAGUUCGAGUCGCUGCAAAUACCCAUAGUCGGGUACGAAGUUAUGGAGGAAAGGGCUCGGUUCACAAUAUACAAGUUGAAAGUUGAGGACGAUAAGAGGGACCAAUCGUGGCUGGUGUUUCGGAGGUACACGGACUUUGUCCGUUUGUUCAACAGGAUCAAGGGCGAACAGCCGAAUCUGAUGCUGCCGCUGCCGGGGAAACGGUGGUUCAGGGAUAACUUCGAGCCGGCGUUCUUGGAGGAGCGGGUGCGUGGGCUGCAAGUCUUCGUGAACGCCAUAUUGAAUAAGCUACCCAACCACCCGGUGGUUAGGGAGUUUUUCUGCUUGGACGAACCGCCUCAAGUGUUCACGUAUCAGCCGGAAGUGCAAGCGGUGUACGGGGCUCUGGAAGAUUCUAUAACCACGCUGAAAAUGCAGUUAAAGCAGAAGGACGCGACGAUAAUGCAUUUACAGAAACGGCUGUCGCAAAUGGAGGACAAAGUGAAAAACUGUCCGAAAUGUUCCAAUGUUCAAAUGUAGUUCAAAUGUAAUUGACUUUAUAUGAUGAGAGCAUUUAUUUUUUUAUCUGUGUUUUAAGUUUUGCAUUGUGGGGGUAGGGUGUGAUCAACGUCAAAAGAGGGUUUUUGAGCGAGCAUUUUUGUGCCUUUAAAAGUAGAGAAGUAUUAGAAUAGUGUAUUUUAAUUGGAGGGUAGUUGUCAAUCAGUUUUGUCAAACUACCCUCACAUUGAACACAAAUUGAAAACUAUUUGAUGUUUAUUUAGAAAGAAAUAAUCAUAUAAGUGUAUUCGUCUAUAGAAAUGUACAAAAAUUGUUAUUUAAUAACAAAUAAAACAUAUAUUAUGAAUUGUACAAAUAAAUAAAUAAACAAACCCCUUUCACACCCUUUCUCUUUACAUUUCGACAUUCAAUAUUUUAUUAAAGUGUAAUAUUUUAAUUUUAAUGAUUUUACCAAAUACUAAGAAAUGAUCUUCUUUUGAUUGCGAGCUGUGAGUCAUAAUUUUAUUAAUAUCUGCAUCACACGAAUAUAGUAAAGUGUUAUGUGUGUCAUACACUCACACGAAAAGGCUGGUCGAAUUAGAAUGCAGUUCGGUAGAAAGAUAGCUUAUUUUUAACAAUAUGUAUUAAGUAGUCUCCCAGUUUCGUUCAGGCUCAACUGGCAGUAUAAAUCGCGAGUAUAAACUAUACGUGUUAAAAUUCAUCCAAAAGUGUUCAGCCGUUUUUGUGUGAUUACGCAACACACAUCUAAAAACUUCAGCUCGUAAUCAAAAUCAAGCAUUACAACUAAUAGGUGCUAAUUAUUAAGCAUUUUAUUGUGAUAAGUAUGUGAAUAUGUAUCUUACUUUUAAGAUUUAAUAUAUGUAUUUUUCUGAACAUGACACAAUCAAGGGCUGGUUUUUUCCUCUACAGUCGUCGUAGAAUUGUAAAAAUCGCUAGAUUAUAAAGUGACUUGCGAAAACUGGCGAAAAUUUGUGACCUGAAACGUUUUGUUGCUAACGUUAUAGUAGAUUUAUCACGGCUUCACUUUCUUAGUUAAAAAGACAUUGUCAUGGGAAUGAGAUGUCUCACCGCGGCAAAAGCAGCCCAUGUCACUCUCUAUCCUCUAACUGGGACUGCGGUCAAACGUCUGCCUAUCUCUAA
This is a messenger RNA of Zerene cesonia (dogface butterfly), 2220 nucleotides long. It is a transcript of the gene Snx16, whose product is annotated as sorting nexin-16. The record is from RefSeq and is a predicted model, not a curated record. Gene Ontology annotation, cellular component: late endosome; extrinsic component of endosome membrane; early endosome. Gene Ontology annotation, biological process: endosome to lysosome transport; early endosome to late endosome transport; protein targeting to lysosome. The transcript has 2 exons. Bases 253 to 1101 code for a protein of 282 amino acids. Lineage: Eukaryota; Metazoa; Arthropoda; Insecta; Lepidoptera; Pieridae. Gene Ontology annotation, molecular function: phosphatidylinositol binding.